CGCCCGCCGCCUGCCGCGGAUCGCGUGGUCAGCUCGGCUCGCCGCGCCUCUCCCCCGUCCGUCCAUAUUGCUGCAGCCCCCGAGCCGGGAAGCCCGGGCCGCCCCGGCGGCGGGGGGGAGGGAGGGACGGGACGAGAAGCCUGCCAGGCUCCGGGUGGGGGCGACUUGCGAGGAACGGGCGGGGGGGGACGCGCGCCGAGGAGGCCUGGACCGCAGAGUGGGGGGCCUUCCUCCCUCCCCCCCCCCGCCCCACCAGCAGGCCUUGGAUCUACGGCGGCUGCAUCCGACCGGGAGGGGGGCCGCGCCUAGCGUGAACCCCGACGCUUCUCUGCCGGGACUGGGGCCCAGCGCCCCGGAGGAAGGCGUCGCGGGCGCUCUGAGAGCCAAGUUCGAGGCGGGGGAGGCAGCCUCGGGCGCGUCCGGCUUCUCCGGGGGGGCGGGCGCGCAGAUGGCCACUCAGGUGGAGCCGCUGCUGCCGGGGGGCGCCCCGCUCUUGCAGGCCGAAGAGCACGGGGGGCUGGUGAGGAAGAAGCCGCCGCCGCCGCCGCCGUCCGAGGGCAAGGGCGAGCCCGGGGCGAACGACGUCGGAGGGGGGGAGCCGGACGUCGGCGCCCGGAGACCUCGGCCGUCCUACGCCAAGCCACACAAGGAGGGCAUCGGGCAGCUGGAGCGCGAGAGCCCGCGGCCGCCGCAGCCGCCCGGCGCCGAGGGCCUGGCCGUCAGCGACGGGGAGGAGGGCGGCGGCGGUGAGCCGGCCGCUGGCGGAGGAGCUGCCGGAGCCGCGGCCGCCGGGCGCCGAGACUUCGUGGAGGCCCCUCCGCCCAAGGUGAACCCGUGGACUAAGAACGCGCUACCGCCGGUCCUGGCCACCGUGAACGGACAGUCUCCUCCAGAACAUUCUGCUCCGGCCAAGGUGGUGAGGGCAGCGGUUCCUAAACAGCGCAAAGGUAGCAAGGUUGGUGACUUUGGAGAUGCAAUCAACUGGCCAACACCUGGAGAGAUAGCCCACAAGAGUGUGCAGCCACAGUCCCACAAGUCUCAGCCUGCCCGCAAGCUGCCACCCAAAAAGGACAUGAAGGAACAGGAGAAAGGAGAGGGGAGUGAUAAUAAGGAGAGCCCCAAAACCAAAUCGGAUGAAUCAGGGGAGGAGAAGAAUGGGGACGAGGACUGCCAGCGAGGGGGGCAGAAGAAGAAAGGGAACAAACACAAGUGGGUUCCAUUGCAAAUAGACAUGAAGCCUGAAGUACCCAGAGAGAAACUGGUCUCACGCCCUACUCGCCCGCCGGAGCCACGACACACACCUGCCAACCGCGGGGAGAUCAGAGGGUCUGAGCCUGCCACCUACAUGCCCGUGCCCGUGGCCCCCCCCACCCCAGCCUGGCAACCAGAGACCAAAUCGGAGCCUGCCUGGCACGACCAGGAUGAGACAUCGAGUGUGAAGAGUGAUGGGGCUGGUGGGGCGCGGGCUUCCUUCCGUGGCCGUGGACGGGGGCGUGGUCGCGGCCGGGGACGCGGCCGGGGUGGCACUCGAACCCAUUUUGACUACCAGUUUGGCUACCGAAAGUUUGAUGGUGCAGAGGGGCCUCGCACCCCCAAGUACAUGAACAACAUCACCUACUACUUUGACAAUGUCAGCAGCACUGAGCUUUACAGCGUGGACCAGGAGCUGCUCAAAGACUACAUCAAACGCCAGAUUGAAUACUACUUCAGCGUGGACAAUUUAGAGCGAGACUUCUUCCUGCGACGGAAAAUGGAUGCUGACGGUUUCCUUCCCAUCACACUUAUUGCGUCCUUCCACCGAGUGCAGGCCCUUACCACUGACAUUUCACUCAUCUUUGCGGCCCUAAAGGACAGCAAGGUGGUGGAGAUCGUUGAUGAAAAAGUCCGCAGGAGGGAGGAGCCAGAGAAGUGGCCUCUUCCUGGUCCUCCAAUUGUAGAUUAUUCCCAGACUGAUUUCUCCCAGCUUCUCAACUGCCCAGAGUUUGUGCCCCGCCAGCACUACCAGAAGGAGACAGAGUCGGCGCCUGGCUCUCCCCGUGCGGUCACCCCAGUGCCAACCAAAACAGAGGAGGUCAGCAACCUAAAGACACUGCCCAAGGGCCUGUCUGCCAGCCUCCCUGACCUGGAUUCUGAGAACUGGAUUGAAGUGAAGAAAAGGCCUCGGCCCUCCCCAGCACGACCCAAGAAGUCAGAGGAACCCAGGUUCCUCCACCCGACCACGCUGCCUCAGCAGCUGCCCUCUCAGCAGCUGAUAUCCAAGGAUCAAGAUGAGCAAGAGGAGCUGGAUUUCCUGUUUGACGAGGAAAUGGAGCAGAUGGAUGGGCGGAAGAACACCUUUACCGCCUGGUCUGAUGAGGACUCUGACUAUGAGAUUGAUGACCGGGAUGUCAACAAGAUCCUUAUUGUCACCCAGACACCACCUUAUAUGCGCCGGCACCCGGGGGGGGACCGCACAGGCAACCACACCUCGCGUGCCAAGAUGAGUGCCGAGCUGGCCAAGGUCAUUAACGAUGGACUCUUCUACUACGAGCAGGACCUGUGGACUGAGAAGUUUGAACCUGAGUAUUCCCAGAUCAAGCAAGAAGUCGAGAAUUUCAAGAAAGUCAACAUGAUCAGUCGGGAGCAGUUUGACACACUAACCCCUGAGCCCCCUGUGGAUCCCAACCAGGAAGUUCCUCCUGGACCACCUCGCUUCCAGCAAGUUCCCACGGAUGCCCUGGCCAACAAGCUGUUUGGUGCUCCUGAGCCCUCCACCAUUGCCCGCUCUCUACCAACCACUGUCCCAGAGUCACCAAACUACCGUAACGCCAGGACCCCCCGCACUCCCCGGACACCACAGCUCAAAGACUCAAGCCAGACAUCACGGUUUUAUCCAGUGGUGAAGGAAGGUCGGACGCUAGAUGCUAAGAUGCCUCGGAAAAGGAAGACAAGACACAGCUCAAACCCGCCCUUGGAAAGUCAUGUGGGCUGGGUAAUGGAUUCUCGAGAGCACAGGCCCCGAACUGCUUCCAUCAGCUCCAGCCCCUCAGAAGGCACGCCUGCCGUUGGCAGCUAUGGCUGUACCCCUCAGUCGCUGCCCAAGUUCCAACAUCCUUCCCAUGAGCUGCUCAAGGAAAACGGCUUCACACAACACGUCUACCACAAGUAUCGUAGGCGCUGCCUUAAUGAGCGGAAACGCUUGGGCAUUGGCCAGUCUCAGGAGAUGAACACUCUCUUCCGCUUCUGGUCCUUCUUCCUCCGAGAUCACUUCAACAAAAAGAUGUAUGAGGAGUUCAAGCAGCUGGCUCUGGAGGAUGCCAAAGAAGGCUACAGAUAUGGUUUGGAGUGCCUUUUUCGAUACUACAGUUAUGGCCUGGAAAAGAAGUUCCGGCUGGACAUAUUUAAGGACUUUCAGGAGGAAACCGUGAAGGACUACGAAGCUGGUCAGCUAUAUGGGCUGGAGAAAUUCUGGGCCUUCUUGAAAUAUUCCAAAGCCAAAAAUUUGGACAUUGACCCCAAACUUCAAGAAUACCUCGGCAAAUUCCGACGUCUCGAAGACUUCCGAGUGGAUCCCCCCAUGGGUGAGGAGGGCAACCACAAGCGACACCCAGUGGCAGCAGGAGGUGGCAGCAGUGAGGGCAGGAAGCGGUGCCCCUCCCAGUCUUCCAGCAGGCCUGCCGCCAUGGUCAGCCAACCCCCGACACCACCUACUGGCCAGCCCAUCCGGGAAGAUGCUAAAUGGACAAGCCAGCACUUGGACACACAGACUUUGGGAAAGUGAAAAGCCCUUUAGCCCUGGGGUUUGGAGGGGAGAAGGGAUAGAGGGGGUAGGUGAGAGUCUACUGCGGGGGGGAAGGGGGCGGUGCCCAGUCCCGGGAGAGGGAACAGAGAAGGAACAGGCCUGUAGUCAUUAGGAUGGGCCUUCGUGCUGAGUAGCAAUGUGUACACCAUUUGGGCUAUCAGAGGUACCCUGGGCAGGAGCCUCCACACACCCCUUCCCUCUUCUCUCUCCAUAACUCUUCACAUCCUGGCUUCUUCUAAGUGGGGGGAGGGUAAAGGGGGAAAUUUUUUUUUUAUAUAUAUAUAUAUAUAUCUAUAUAUAUAUCAAGUUUUAAAUUAUUGAUAGUUCGUCUGGAUUACCAAAAUCACUCUGCAGCCCUGCCCGCGGCUAGUAGGCCGCAACCCUGGUUCCCAUCCACAGCUGCCUCCUGCUCCCUCUCAAGCCAACUAUGCAGCCCACAAUAAGGGCCUGUGGGCCCCAUUGCCCAGCACUGUUUCAUAGAAGGCUCUGGCAGCGUCCCUGGGCCCCAUGAGCACCAGCCCCUUGAUCACCUGGGGCUUGCCAUCAGCCUGUUCUCUCCCUGCUGUCCCCAUCAUGCCCUUCUGCCAUCUUCUGGGAGAAGGAAACCAAAGGAUCUAGAAGUCGGGGUGGGGGAAGGUUUUGGCCUCUCUCCACCCCUCUCCCCAUACCCCUUACUCCCCAGCCCAGAAAAGACGCUGCUCAUACCAGAAAAGACUAUUGAAAGAUGAUUUAUUUUAUUUUUCUCUGACCUUUCCAUCCUUGGGAAAAUGGGAAAAAAAAAAAAAAAAAAAAAGACAAAA
This is a messenger RNA of Hippopotamus amphibius kiboko, 4581 nucleotides long. RefSeq names its product La ribonucleoprotein 1, translational regulator (gene LARP1). NCBI's taxonomy places the organism in Eukaryota, Metazoa, Chordata, Mammalia, Artiodactyla, Hippopotamidae. The transcript has 19 exons. Bases 449 to 3760 code for a protein of 1103 amino acids. Gene Ontology annotation, molecular function: RNA cap binding. The record is from RefSeq and is a predicted model, not a curated record. Gene Ontology annotation, cellular component: cytoplasmic stress granule; cytosol. Gene Ontology annotation, biological process: mRNA stabilization; positive regulation of translation.